Messenger RNA from Drosophila suzukii, 1294 nucleotides. RefSeq names its product lysosomal aspartic protease. Gene Ontology annotation, cellular component: lysosome. Lineage: Eukaryota; Metazoa; Arthropoda; Insecta; Diptera; Drosophilidae. Gene Ontology annotation, molecular function: aspartic-type endopeptidase activity. Gene Ontology annotation, biological process: proteolysis; cell death. The record is from RefSeq and is a predicted model, not a curated record.
AUAGAGCAAAAAAUAUGGGAGCGUUUGGCCGCCGAUGUUAUUUAAAUUCCGCAGUCACUUGAAAACUAGUCAUAGUCGCAUUUCAGACGUAGACAUGAGGCAGGUUAUAGUUUUAUUUUUGCUGAUCGGUAUCGGCUAUUCCGAAGCCAAGUUGAAUCGCGUGCAGCUGCAUGCGAACAAGAACUUCACCAAGACCCAUGGCAAUGUGAGGGCGGAAAAGACCUUGCUGGCCGGCAAGUACUCCUUUUUGGAGGAGAUCUCCACCACCAGUUCUAGCUCAUCGGGCGCCACCGAGAACCUUCAGAACUCCCUGAACGCUGAGUACUACGGAGUAAUCGCAAUCGGAACCCCAGGGCAGAGGUUCAACAUCCUCUUCGACACGGGAUCGUCCAACCUGUGGGUGCCCAGUUCCCAGUGCCCGAAAUCGAAUAAGGCCUGCCAGAGGCACAACAAGUACAACUCGGCGGCUUCCAGCACCUACGUGGCGAAUGGUCAGUCGUUUGCCAUCCAAUACGGAUCUGGUAGUCUGUCGGGAUUCCUUUCGACCGAUACGGUUACCGUUGCGGGCAUUACCAUUCAGGAUCAGACUUUCGGCGAAGCACUCUAUGAGCCGGGAACCACCUUCGUGGAUGCUCCCUUUGCGGGCAUCCUUGGAAUGGCCUUCGCCUCGAUCUCCGAGGACGGAGUGACUCCGCCGUUCGACAACAUGAUUUCCCAGGGCCUGCUCGACCAGCCCGUCGCCUCGUUCUACCUCAAGCGAGAUGGCACCGCAGCCCGCGGUGGAGAACUGAUCCUGGGAGGCAUCGAUUCGAGCCUCUACAAGGGCAGCCUCACCUACGUCCCCGUUUCGGUUCCGGCCUACUGGCAGUUCAAGGUCAAUACGAUCAAGACCAAUGGCGUUGUGCUGUGCAACGGAUGCCAGGCCAUCGCCGAUACCGGAACCUCCCUAAUCGUGGUCCCCCAGACGGCCUACACAAGGAUCAACCGCCAGUUGGGCGCCUCGGAUAAUGGCGGUGGUGAGGCGUUCGUAAGGUGCGGCCGGAUCGCAUCCCUGCCCAAUGUCAACCUCAACAUUGGCGGCACCAUCUUCACCCUGGCACCCAAGGAUUACAUCAUCAAGGUGACCCAGAACGGUGUUACCUACUGCAUGUCCGCCUUUACCUACAUGUCCGACAUCUCCUUCUGGAUUCUGGGUGAUGUCUUCAUUGGCAAGUUCUACACGGUGUUCGACAAGGGCAACAACCGUAUUGGCUUUGCCAGAGUGGCAGACUAUUAGCCGACUGUUUUCGAAUUC